Molecule: messenger RNA, 1871 nt
Organism: Cryptomeria japonica (Japanese cedar)
Lineage: Eukaryota; Viridiplantae; Streptophyta; Pinopsida; Cupressales; Cupressaceae
Product: protein argonaute 12-like
Exons: 9
Coding region: 949-1506 (185 amino acids)
Molecular function (GO): protein binding; RNA binding
Source: RefSeq, a predicted model, not a curated record
CUAGGUCCUGUGUUCGGAUGGUCCUUUUAGAAUUUUAGCUAUUAAUUUUCCGGAGUUUUGUUUUUGUAUGUAAAAAGUCUUGCAAAACGUUGCGGCUUCAAUUCUCUAAACAGAAAUGAGCAAAUGAUCCCUUGACUUCUCGUUUGUUUCCGCUUGAUGUUUGUUUCCUGGCUCUGGUCGAGGGUUCAAUGCUUGCUGGUGUAAGAAUUUGCUGCCUUUUUGAGCACUUAAAUUUUGUGUGGUUAGGUCGCGGCUUCGAAUUUUAAUAACAUGAAAAAAAUGGAGCAUCCACGACGCUCACAAAGGACGUUGCUGCUGAUACGCUUCUUCUUAGGCCGCCUGCUGUUCUUUCUCUUCCUCCCGUGAAGUUAAGUUUAGCCACACAGCCUGGCUAUGGCGUAAAUGUCACCCGGAUUUUCCUCCUAGCUAACCAUUUCUGGGUUCGCUUUCAGAACAACGAGCUCUAUCAGUACGAUCCUCCUAAGGGUUGCAGUUACAGCGUCAUAAUGGAAACAUUCAAACAGCAGGCGAUACUUUGAAAAAUGCCAUACCUGCAUAUGACGGACACAAGAGUCUCUACACGGCCAAGCCCUUAGGCAAUCUUGUUGAGCUUGAAGUCCUCUUAUCGCACGGCCGGGGGGAGAUUUAAGAAGGAGGGGUGUUAAAUAUCCUGUUGUAUUUAGAUAUCUAGUGCAGUGUCUUGCACGGGAACCUGUACCACUUCUACAGGAAGCAUUCCAAGUUAUGGAUGUGGUUCUUCGACAAGCUGCAUUCAAAUUUUAAGCAUUUUUUAAAGCUUGCAAGCCUCAUUUUGUUUGUAACGUGACUAAUUUUCAAGUGUAUUGUAAAACUUUACAUGUUGCUUAUAUUUUUUUUGUGAUUUGCCAUGUUUAUUAAAAAGGGUAGGUCAUUUUAUGGGGAGCAUUUUGGGGUAGAGAAGCUUCAAGGAUGUUUGGUAGCCUAUCGGGGUUUUUAUCAAUCUAUUUGGCCUGCACAGCAAAAUAUCUCAACUCUGAAUCUAUACAUUGCUGCAAUUCUCUUCUACGAGCCUAUGGACUUGCCUCACUUCAUUGGCAAUGCCUUAAGAAUGGAUCCUUGAGAUGUAUGAACUUGCCUUACUUCAUUGGCAAUGCCUUAAGAAUGGAUCCUCGAGAUGUAAAUGCUAUAUUGUCUAGAAAUGACUCUAAUGGUGAUUCAAUGCGAUCAAGAUUGAAAAGGUUACUGAAUGGUCUGCAUGUAGAAACUACUCACAUCAAAUAUGGUUAUCGCAAUAAGAGCAUGACUGAUGUGCCUGUGGAUGCUUUAGUAUUUGAUAGCAAUGGAGAGCAAUUGAUUGUUACAGAUUAUUUCCAAAAGCAAUACAAUAUACGCCUUGGCUUCAGAGAAUUUCCAGCAAUUGAAGCUGGUAGCAAGGAUAAUUUCCAGCGAUUGAAGCUGGUAGCAAGGAUAAUAAUAAGUACAUUCCCAUUGAGCUUUGUUGUAUUCAGAAGGAUCAACCUUAUAUGAAAAAUUUGAAUGACCAACAACGUUCAGGUCUAUUGAAUCUAUCUUGCUUGCCUCCACAUGAAAGAAGAGACAAAACUAAGAAGGAGAAGACUUGAGAGGUGCAUCAAGAAGAGAUGCUGCAGAGUUUGGAAUUGAAAUCAACAACAUAAUGACAGAAGUUCUAGGAUGGGUGUUACCCCAGCCAACGGUAAAUGCUGUAGGGAAAUUUUUUAAAUAGUGUAAUAUUGUAUAAUUAUCAAAUAUUUUAUUUCAUAUGGUAGAACAUAAAAUGUUUUCUUUUACUUUCAGAGACUGUGUAAAUCACAAGAGGAAAAUUCAAGUACUCUUUAAUCUAUGAAAUGUCUUAGUCUCAAACAUUUUCGACU